Molecule: messenger RNA, 969 nt
Organism: Argiope bruennichi
Lineage: Eukaryota; Metazoa; Arthropoda; Arachnida; Araneae; Araneidae
Product: protein Abitram-like
Exons: 1
Coding region: 102-575 (157 amino acids)
Biological process (GO): dendrite morphogenesis; regulation of filopodium assembly; regulation of actin filament polymerization
Cellular component (GO): nucleus; filopodium tip; dendrite
Molecular function (GO): actin monomer binding; actin filament binding
Source: RefSeq, a predicted model, not a curated record
UGUAACUGUUAGAAUGCAAAUAUUAUUGUUAUUGUUGUUAUUGAAAGCAAGGUUUUAUUUAUCGAUUGUGUGUGAUUAAUUGUUGGUUAUUGUGUAUAUUAAUGGAUUCGACAGAAAAUUUCCUCGAAGUUUGUCGGAUCGAUCCUUUACAGCCUUGCGUUACAGAACGUUAUUUCAAAACCAAAAUUUUUCCAGAAUAUGACGAAUGUGUGCUUAUUCAUUCCAAUAGACUGUGCUUAAUAACAUUAGGACCUAAUCAUCCUAUUCUGAAAGAAAAUCUUGAUGUCAUUUCUGUAAAAUUUGAGUCUAAUCGCAAUGUUAAUCGUUUAUCAAAUAAAGUAUCUGGUAAAUUUAAGAGAGGAGGUCAGAAAUUAAGUGAAAGAUCUGUGCUGUGUACAGUGAAAUGCACUGGUGAUAGAGAAUACUCAUUGUACAGUUGCAUUUCAGGAACUUUAGUUGAAGUAAAUGAAAAGCUUUUAGAAAAUCCCAAUCUCAUGAAAGAAAAGCCAUGGUCAGAUGGCUAUAUUGGUAUUAUACUACCACCUUUUCCCAAUUCCAGAAGAAAGAAUACUUAAGUUAUUUUUUGAAUAAAGUAUGAAAAUGAUGUAAAAAUUUUCUUUCUUUGUAAAAAUGCAAGCCAUUUUGUUAAUAAAUUUGAUUAUUUUUACAGAAAAUUAUAAUUUUGCUGUAUAAACAUAAAAUAUACAUUCAAAUGUAUAUAAUAUUCAUCAAAAUGAAUAUUAAAUUAUUUGUUGUAAUAUUUCAUUUUUGGAGCUGAAAAAUGUAAAAAGUGUGGAAGUCAAAAGUGCAAUUAUUAUCUUGGAUUUCUCUUAGCAUGUGAAAAGUAAUGAAAUCAAUAUUUGCUGUAAUCAAUAUCAAACCAAUGAAUAAAAUUUAUAUUUUUAUUAAAAAAAUCAGGUGAUGUUAUAAUUAAAGCUUUUUCGUCUUCAGCUUCUCUGUUCAUGAUAU